CCUACUGGAAAAUACCAUCAGUGAAGAUGAAUGAAACUUUCACUUCCGGGGUUAGGUUCUGUUGUGUUGGACUCGCGUGUUAAAAAGUUUCCGUCAUUUUCAGUCCUUUAAAGAGAUUAGUUAUGUGCACUGCAGGGAACAGUGAGGCUAUAAUUAUCCUCAGUGAUGAUGAUGAGGAGGAYGACAAAGAAAAGGACUUAUCAUGCCUCAUCGUAGAUGUGAAUGAUCAUGGGAAGAGUCCUGACCGUCUCCCAGCCUCAAGUGUUCCGGACGAAGACCUGGUUGUAACGUUCUCCCGUCGUGCUGACGUGCUGCCUCAUGCUCGUCACGACUGUCCCGUGCACCCAUUCGUGGCUACAGAACAUGAGACCGGACGKCCGUUGGCCAAUAAUGAACUCUUUUGUGAGCAGUGCUUCUGUUUCGUCUGUGACAAACUGGCGUCACAGUGUGUUGUGUGGUGUCAUAGCGGAGUGUGUCACUGCAACAGCCACAUAAGGAGCAACUUCUGGAGACAAGUGCGAAAUGUUCACCUGCUGGGUGAUCUGGCAGCGUUCAACCUGGCUCUGAGCGAGAUAGACUCUCAUCUCCGUCACGCAGCCACCAUGCUGCAGAACUUCAAAGAKCAACUUUCUAAACUCUUCUCAUCCUAUAGUUUGACAAACAACCAGAAGUCAGACCAGAGCCGACUUGUCCAAGAUUACACGUCUGUGUUUGAGUUUGUGUCGUCGUUCCUGAACGAAGCAGAUGAGCAGGACUGCAAAGCAGCAGCCAUCAUGCAUCUCGGAGCUGCCAAGCAAUUCAUCACACAUUUCCAAGUAUUGAGACCUACAGGAUCAUCCCCAACAUCUGAAGUGUCUGCAGCUAAGAUGAUGCUACUGCAGAGAGUAAUCAAAACAGUCCAGAAGCUUAUAGUGAUGGCUGAUCUUCAACCAGAGUUUAUUAAAAAGCUGCAGGAUUUUUACCAGAAACAAAUUUUUUUCCCAGUUGAAUUGAGGAGACUAAGGAACAGCCUUCAGAUUCGUCUCUGGGACGACAUCCUGCUGGUGUCGGUGCUGAGGGGACAGAACGUGACGGGCGACCGGAGGUUCCGAGGAAGGAAGGACGUCCUGGUUGAACAGAUUUCUGUGGUUCUACUAAGAACUGAGCUCCUUCAGCGUCGGCGCAGAUACAGAGAACUGUGUCGAUAUCUGCGAGCCGUCCAGACGGACAGUUUCACACUCUUCCAGCGGGUGCAGGACCUCGUCCCUUAUUUCAUGUGCUUAAACGGGGACUUCAUGUCCGCUYUGAUAAACCUCUUCUCUUCAACCGUUGCCCCCGCCUCCCGCUUGACYCCGCAGCUCUUCCUCUUUUACCUCCGGGUGUUUAAAACGGCGAYGGCACCAAAGAUGGUGGUCAGUGAGCCCGAGCAGCUGUGCUGUUCUGAUGCAUCAUGGGAGCCGAUAAAAGAUAGGGUGCCACUGAAGUGUACUGAGCUGGUUAAGUUUGCUCUCAAGGCUCAGAGGUUUUCCUCGUCAGUCUAUGCCGACUCUCAGUGUUGGAGCAGUUUGCUCGAAAUCGUCAACUCUCCUCGUGACUCCACCGUUCUGCCUGCGCCCAGUCCACAGUUUUUACAGGAAGCUCGACGGCACGUAAACGCUCUACUGCUGGAUCGGCAGGAUUCCAACCUGCAGAUCCCUCGAACUUUCCUGGAGGUGUACCCUGAUCAGGCCUUGCUGCUAUUGGUAACGGGAGCUCUAGGUCUGAGAAUCAUUUAUGCGUCUCUGAGACCAGCUCUACCUGUGCUCAACACAUUUAAGGAGAACCUGUGGGCCUUUCAGUGGCUGUGUGAGAAUCUGUCUUCAAGUGAAGAACGGUUCAACUCCUUCAUUCAGGAUAUCACACAGGAGGCCAAAAACACAACAGGAAUUCAACUGGAUAUUACACUGGACCCUUUCCAUGUGAAGCUGCCCCCACAGACUGAAGCUCAAGUCCCACAGCUCCCAGCAGCUUCCUCCUCUCCGCAAACUGCACACAGCUGAGCGCUGCACAAUGCUGUCAUGUUUCAUAUUUGUCACGCCGUCUUUUCACACGUGGCAGGAAUGAGUGUCAUGUGAUGAGCGAACGCUGCUAAAAAAACAACAAAUGUGGUCAUUCUGAUUUUAGCACAGAUUUUACACCUUCUGUACUUCUAAUCUGACAUCUUUCCGUUCAGAUUCUGCAUUUGUUAUUCUCCCUGUCAUGGACUUGUGACCUGUCCAGGGUGUACCCUGCACCUCGCACUGUGACUGCUGGAUAUGGGCACCAGUGACCCCUGUGACCCUGAAAGGAAUAAACAGGUAUAGAUAAUGGAUGGAUGGUUAUUCUGUGUGAGCGAUUAAAGCCACAGCUCAGCUCUUUUGAGGCGUGGCCAUGUGUCUUACCAGAUAGUCAAUGACUUUUUGAAUGACCUUUGUUUUAGGUUUUUUUUCUGUUUUUUUCUCUCUGACCAGAUUGAGUUUAUGGUCUGAGGCAGCCCUCAUGCAGACUAGCCAUUAGCUCAUCUAUCCGGUCAGAAUGAUGUUUCAUUUCUUUAAACUGUGUCCCAUCCAAAGAGCCACCUACAAGCCAAUAGUUAACCCUCUCCCUCUGAAAUAUGUUUGUUUGACUUUCUUUAAAAUAAAUUUUGUAAACACUGUAUUCAAUUUUAUACAUUGUAGCAUUGCCUUUUGAAAUCCUUUGGUUGAAUAAAAGAGAUUAGAAAUAAG
Messenger RNA from Austrofundulus limnaeus, 2723 nucleotides. RefSeq lists its product as uncharacterized. The coding region runs from base 123 to 2018 and encodes 631 amino acids. The record is from RefSeq and is a predicted model, not a curated record. NCBI's taxonomy places the organism in Eukaryota, Metazoa, Chordata, Actinopteri, Cyprinodontiformes, Rivulidae. The transcript has 18 exons.